GUUGCUGCACUGGCAGCCCUCGCCACCCCCCCAGCCCCCCGGCAGCACAGCCCCGCCACCCUCAUCGUCGUCGCUGCUGUCCCUGGCGACCUACACGGACGUGGCCAAGGCCAUUGAGAGCCUGCCCGCCGUCAGGAAGGGGCGCUGGCAGUGCACGUGCUCGCUGUAUCGCCCCAACACACGCGACACGGCAGGGGCGCCGCCACCCCAGUCUGACGUGGCGGCAGCGCGGGAGCUGUUCGGCGUGUCGUUUGCUGACGUGGCGGGGCGGCACUUCCUGGUGCUGCGGCAGGAGCGCGUGGUGGUGGAGGCGGAGAGCAGCGUGCAGACGCUCAUGGAGACCCUUCAGCUCUACCGCCACCGCCUAUCUAUAGUCUAUGAGGGCUUCGAGUAUCUGAUAGGGGACUUCGCCAUGCGCCUGGGCCGCGCCAUUCUCUCCACCAAUGAGGCGUUGCGAGGCAUCGUGGUGGAGAUUGAAUACCUGCCAACCUCGUCCCUCCCCAACGCGCGCCCCCUCCUCCUUGACUUCCUGGCCAUGUGGCACGACCUGGUGGCAGCGCAGGGCCUCGUGGGGCGCUUUGUGCCGCUCGACCCGGCCUUCUCCGACUACUCGCUGGGCGACUCCUUCUCGCUGCCGCACAGCGCACUGCAGUUCGUGCUCGUGUCCGCGCACCUCAUGGCCGCACGGGCAUAG
This is a messenger RNA of Closterium sp. NIES-65, 694 nucleotides long. NCBI's taxonomy places the organism in Eukaryota, Viridiplantae, Streptophyta, Zygnematophyceae, Desmidiales, Closteriaceae. The record is from the annotation of a GenBank genome assembly.